Molecule: messenger RNA, 794 nt
Organism: Camelus dromedarius (Arabian camel)
Lineage: Eukaryota; Metazoa; Chordata; Mammalia; Artiodactyla; Camelidae
Gene: QTRT1
Product: queuine tRNA-ribosyltransferase catalytic subunit 1
Cellular component (GO): cytosol
Molecular function (GO): tRNA-guanosine(34) queuine transglycosylase activity
Source: RefSeq, a predicted model, not a curated record
UUGGUAUCUGAGUGCAGCCACUCCACUGCCGAGACGAGCUUCAGCGGCCACUUUGGCCCUGUGGCCACAUUUUUCUUUAUGACACUGAGCUGGCAGGUGUCAUGAAUGGUAUCAUAGCAGAGCAGCUGGACACACGGUGUUGCUUCAUUUGCCUAGGAUACCAUCUGGGCUUGAGACUGGGCCCAGAGCUGAUUCAGAAAAUCCAUUUCCAUGGCUUCAUGAAUUGGACUCACCAUCUGCUGAGAGAAAGUAGUAGCUUUAGCAACUAUGUUGGUUCCAAGUCCCUCUUAAGUUCAGAGAAGUCAGUAGAAAUCUAUAAUAUGCUGGGCUAAUCUAUAUUUAUACAUCUGAAUGACAUGGUAAACACCAUGCUAACUGCCGGCUAACUGAUACAGUGCAACCAUCUGUCAACCAGAAUCUAUGCUAUCAUCUAGGGAGACACAGACAGGUCUCUCUAGAGUACCUGUCUGGAAGGGAUGGCCAAGAAAUAUGUAGCCUUCAUGAUUGGAGGCCUGAGCAGAGACAAGAUCAAGGACCACUUCUAGAAGAUAGUGGUGUCAAACAUGUUUAAGUUGUUCAGAGAUAACCUCAUUGGGGUGGAUACAUGUCUUUCCUCAGAGACUGUGUGUUUUGUCUUAUCCCUUGUCCCCACAAGUAACCUCUGGCUAAAGAAAAAGCAAUUUCAGAAGGAAUUUGGCCUCAUUAAUGUAGAGUGUAUCUGUCCCCUCUGCAAUAUCACAGGCAGCCCUUUCCUUUGUGUCAUUUUGUGCAGUGACAACGUGACAGUGUUGUAA